Molecule: messenger RNA, 2854 nt
Organism: Ruditapes philippinarum (Manila clam)
Lineage: Eukaryota; Metazoa; Mollusca; Bivalvia; Venerida; Veneridae
Exons: 2
Coding region: 135-1919 (594 amino acids)
Biological process (GO): positive regulation of DNA-templated transcription
Cellular component (GO): nucleoplasm; chromatin
Molecular function (GO): zinc ion binding; ubiquitin-protein transferase activity
Source: RefSeq, a predicted model, not a curated record
ACAAAGGAAAUGUUCCAAACCAUGCGAUAAGGAAGUGAUAUUGAUAUUAAAGUCAAUAUUUAUACACCCUUUUUAACAUAGAAGCGGACAUGUUUUAACCUGUGAAACAAUUUAAGGAUUUUGUAAGGUAAAACAUGGCAGUCCCAGGAAAGAAAGGAUCAAAACAGUUUUCAUCAUCGACAACAUCCAUGGCAUCAGAUGAAGAUCUUCAAGUUUACUGCCAGCCUUGUGAUGAGGAAGGAACUAGACUCCCUGCCCAUGGUUACUGCACUGAUUGCAAGGAACACCUUUGUAAGACAUGUUUUACAGUCCACCAAAAACUUAAAUCUACCAGACAUCAUACAGUUCUAGAUGCUAUAAGUAUGCCUAAAGUUUUGCAUCAACCCUCAACAUCCAUCCACAAAAGCCCGUCUGAUGAUCUUACAACACCCUGUUGUAAACAUCCUCAAGAAAUAAUGAAGUUCUACUGCAAUGGCCAUAAAAAUUUACUUUGCAGUGUUUGUGUUACCCUUGAACACCAAGCUGCUAUCUGCAAAGUUGAUUAUAUACCUGAUACUUCUGGUAAUAUAAUAAACAGCAAAGAAUAUCAAGUUAUCUUGCAAGCACUUAAUACCACUUUUGAUCAGUAUCAACAGAUGGUAAAAGAUGUCAAGGAAAUGACGGCGAAAUCGAACAGAUCACUAAAAGAUGCACUAGAAGAUAUUAAAAAGUUUCGGGAAGAAAUAAACCAGAGACUUGAUGAACUGGAGAGACAGGUUGUGCAUGUAGCCAAGGUCACAGAACAAGAAAAUAACUCAAAUAUCACAGCAGUAGAAACAUCGUGUGAAGAAGUUACAAAAUCUUUAAAGAUAUCUUCAGAAAAAAUCAAACAGCUAAACACAUCAAAACAAGCUAAUACACUGUUUAUGGAGCUUAAGCUUGCAGAAAAGUUGAUGGAAGAUGUUGAGAAAACUGCACCACAACUUUCAACAUAUGAUGUCAAAGAGCACCACUUUAAAGAAAAUGAAACAUUAUUAACUAAGCUUAAAACUGAGAAGUCACUUGGUAUAUUGACUCACAAACCCUUACAUAAAGAAUGUCAACCUGUACAAAUAAAGUCUAGACAAUCUUCACAUGAGGGAGAAAUCUGUGUGAAGACAUCAAAAGAUGAAUCAAGCUGCUAUAUAACAGGAAUGACUCUGCUGACUCCAGAUCUUCUUAUCAUCAAUGACUUCAAUAACAAUGCUGUAAAGAUGGUGGAUACCAGCAGUCAAUCUGUGUAUGAUCAACUACAACUAGAUGAUGGACCAUGGGAUAUCACCACAAUAACAAGUACUGAACUUGCUGUCACAAUUCCUUACAAAAAGACAAUACAGUUUAUAUCAGUUUCAUCAAACAAACUCAAAAAGAGGCACACUUUGAAGGUUGAUAAGAAAUGUUUUGGUAUAAGCUGUUAUCAAGGUAAACUUGUUGUGUCAUUCCUUAAGCCUACAAAACUUCAGAUCCUUGAUAUGGAUGGCACUAUACUGACAACAUUUGAUGGAAAAGAUAUUUUCAUGUUUCCAUAUUUUGUCACAUGUAACAGCAGUUCUAUCUAUGUAUCUGAUUGGUGGAUGAAGACAGUGACAAGAAUGAACUGGCAAGGUGAUGUGAUAGGUACUCGUUGUUGUACUUAUAGUUGUAUGAGUGAGCUUAAAGGAAUGUCACUGUCAGAUGAUGAUACUCUCUUUGUGUGUGAUGAUGCAAGGUGUGUUAUAGAAGAGAUAUCAGGCGACUGUUCAACGGGUAAGGUGGUGUUGGAGAAUCUGAAAGCUCCCUAUACUGUUUGUUGGUGUAGUGAAACAAAGAAGCUGUAUUACAGUUGUAACUCUUCGAAUGAAAGAAUUGCCAACUUUCUAAACAUUAUAAACUGUGAUAAAUCUUAUACAAAUGUAUUAUAGGAAAGAUAAAAAACAUGUUUACCUGUAAAGUUUGCAUUAAAAAGGCUUAAAACAACAAUGUGCACUGACCGUUUCUACAAAAAAGAGAGACUAAACUUGCUACUUCUUAGCCAUACACACUGAGUCAAAAGCAUUAAUAUCCAUAUUAUAACAAGCAAACAUUUGUAGGACGUAUUUCUAAUGACAGUGACAGAUAUUCCAAUAAUCACAUUUGUAUGGCAUUUUUAUAAAAUUUUCAUUUGCAAAUUGUCAAAUCUUUUAAGCAAAAUUUUAGAAAACAUGAAAUCAAUGAAAUGAAAAUUUUUAUUUACCAUGAUAUGCUUAAAGUGAAUAAAGCUAGAUAUUUGCUGAAAAAUUAAUGUUUGAAUUUUGUAAAAGAAUACCAAUAAAAUACCUUUCUGUGCAUGCAUAGAAUCAAAGCUUAAAUGUUAAAGCUGUUAUGCCUCAUAUUUGCAUGUCAAUUUUUUACAGAGAAUUUUAAGCAUUUUACAAUUAUCUUCUUUAUAUACUCUUUAAAUAUAUUCUUUAAAUGUAUAAUGUUUUAACAUUACAUUUAUCUUUUGAAGUUUUUACUUCCAAACUUUUAUAUAAGAAUCGCAUACUUUGGAUUAAAGUAUUGUUGAAAAUACAGAUAGCCAUUGUAAAUAAAGCUUUCAUAUAUUCAAGAUGCCAAAAUCUACAUUUUUACAAGAACAUGUCUGAAAACUCUAUUGUUAACCUUUUCAAUAUUUGCUAACUAGUUGUCAGACCAAGAUAAAGCUAUUUUAGUUGUUGAUAUAAAUCAAUCUUUAAAUAUUAUUUUAAUAAUUUCAAACAGAAAAUUGUUUAGGUCAUUUCAUGGAGUACUGGUUCUCUUUUUCAAUUAGGUGUAGAUGAAUUCUUACUUCAUUUAUAUACUUUUCAAACUCUCAAAUAGUGGUUAGUGGAUAAUUCCU